Nerophis lumbriciformis (worm pipefish) is the source of this 867-nucleotide messenger RNA. RefSeq lists its product as uncharacterized. The record is from RefSeq and is a predicted model, not a curated record. Gene Ontology annotation, biological process: regulation of autophagy. Lineage: Eukaryota; Metazoa; Chordata; Actinopteri; Syngnathiformes; Syngnathidae. Gene Ontology annotation, cellular component: mitochondrion.
CAGGAAGCAGCAGCAGCAGCCAGAGAGCGCUGAAGGAGAAGCGCCAUCAGCCGUCGCAUGACAAACUAACACAUUGACCUGUGAGCUCGCCACUGCAGGACUUAGAUCAUCAGCCAAGGUCGCCUGCCAGCAGCUAUGCGGCUCCGGUCCAAACUGCUCUCCAAGGGAGGACUGCUGCUGCCCACCAUCAGAGAGGGCACCGAGGAGACGCUGAGGGAACUGAAUGAGACCAACACGCCGCAUGCUGUGGAUCAAGACUACCUUCUUUCCAUCUGCCACCUGGCACACCCCACCUUCCCCACUGGCGAUGCCUCACCCCGCAACCAGCGCUCGCACGCUGUGUCACGCCUCGGCGGGACUAAAUCCUCCGAACGUACGCAGCGGGGAGAGCACAAUGGAGCGGACCCUCUGGAGUAUCUUUACGGACACCACGACAACCAGUCAGGAAGCGGGGCGGAAAACAUUCGUAGGCAACGUGACGUUGAGCGGGAGAGGCCCAGAGCCCGCAGCAUCCCCCGCACCGCAAGCCCAGGUCUCCCACGGCAACGCACCAGCAGCUGCCCGGAGCUACAGACAGACAUCAAGCUCCGCACCGUUCCGAGCAUCUCACCUGAACACAACAGGCCCGGAUUGGCGGGCGCGUUGGGAAGUGUGUCAGACGACAAAGGGGGACUGAGCCCCAUAAAGAGGCCAUCUGUGGUCUCCCAGUGGAUCUGUGACUGCAGGUCCGCUUGGAGGGAAGGACGCAUUCGAGCCUGCAUGCUCCCCGCUGUCACUGAGAUAUAGAACAUCUAAUGUUUCACCAAGUCAGGAUGGUGACACCGUAUAGACUGACAAUGAGUUCAACAACAAGGCGAUGGGGUGCCA